UUGCGAAAAUCUAUAUAAGUGCACUAUCUUAAAAGAAGCAAUGCCUACAAAUAGUUAAAAGAUAUUAGUAAAGACAAUUUCAUGGAAACAUUAAAUAAAAAAUAAUCUGUUCCUUUUGUCCGUUAGAGAACUAAGAUAAAAUACCAGAGUAUAUGCUUAAAAUUAAUGUAUAUGAAAUGUGUUAAAAAUUAAAGAAAAGUGUUAAACUGUGUGAACUUCUUUUUCCAUACUUACUUAAUAAUAAUAUAGUGCUUAUCUAUUUAGUAAUAUAAGGUAAAAGUACAUUUAAAUGUGUCGAAAUAAAUCGAGACAGAAGUUAAAGCGAGUAUGGACCAUAUUACUACUGAGCAAAAGAAGUAAAAGGGAUUUAUAAAAAAAAAGCAAAACAAAAAAUUUACGCGGCCUUGCAUUGCAACAGGCGGACAACAGGGUUACGUUUAAUAACACUAACUAAAAAACAAAUAAGUGUUGAUUAGGCCUGUGACCUAACAAAUACAAACUUACAUACAAAUAUCGGGAUUAUCAAAAAAAUUUACGCUGUCUAAAUCUUUUUAAGAUUGGAAAAAAAUAUUAUAAACAAAGAACCCUUUAUGAAAAAACAAGUUGGACAAAAUGUGCUUAAAGAAGUGGUAACUUUAUAAAAUUCGAGUAAUCAUGACUACUAAGAUUAUGAAAGUUAAGAGAAAUUUUUAAAAUAUAAACAAAUUUAAGCGAAAUUCUUAAAAUGUAUCCAGUAAUUAAUAUACUUAAAAUAUAAAACAAAAAGUUUACUAAUGGUUGAUAAACAACGGAAUUUAUUAGUAGGUUACUACAAAUACCUAUAAUGCCACACUGUGAAACAAUUAAUGAUGAAAGCAUUUUGCACUCAAACGAAUUAAUAAAUUACCAGAAAUAUAGGCGCAAUGAGGAACUACAAAAGAACAUUUUUAACAAAAAAUCGUCAAUCAAUUUGCGAACGGGCCAGGUCACUGUUGGUGACCAAUAUACGCAAUUAACUGACAACAGAAUAGCACAAAAUAAUUGCAAUGAUUUGGAAAAAAUCCUUAUUGUACCAUCAAGUAGCUCAGGCGGAAUGGAGGCAUCGUUAUCCGAACUCCUAUUAAUUCCGCCAAAAACAAUUUCUCAGGCUUGGCAAACCGCAGAAGAAAUAGAAAGCUGGCAAGAUGACGGGUUUCGCCAACGAAAUGAACUGUUUUCUUGUAUUUAUACAAAUAGUAUGCUAAAUCAGCAGCAAUGCUCGCAGCAGCAGCUAUUGGCCACACAACUCUUAUAUGCUCGACUUCUUCGGUCUCAGUUAGCUGAACGGGAAUCCCAGUCGAAUAAGUCCAACAUGGUUCAUUAUUCACUAUCUAAAAAGACCAUGCUUCGACAAGAUGAGCUUCUAUCAACCCCAUCAUCGCAGGAUAAUAAUAACAAUAUUAAGUUAAUUAAUGAUAUCGAAAACAGCUUAGGUUGUGUAGAUCCCCCUUUGUUGGAUUUUUCUACCGUUCGUCAAAGCCAAAGAGCAGAACAAAAAAAGAAGCAAGAAGACAACAAUUGUUACUCACCAAACUUAAAAUCGAACAAGGAAGCAAUAGACGGGUACGACCUACAACACACAUGUGAUUUUAUCAGGGAACAAAAAAACGUUCUUAUUGACAUUAAAAAAAAACUCGAAAAUCUCUCCGAGAUCUCAGGUAAAUUUAGGAAAAGGUUAGGUGCUCGUCAAAGUCACAUUGAAGUAAAUAAUGGCUCUGAUUCAGCCCUUGAGGAAAUUGUAGGACGGCACCUUGAUGGAAAUCGGAAAACUAUUGAAAGUUUACUGGAAGAGGUAAAAAGAUUGUAUAAUCAAUGGAGCAGCGCUGAGCUCUAUUAUGUUCGCAGCUUACAACGCUUGGGACUCUCAUCAGAGGAAGGAGGUGACUAUACACCUACACCAACACAUACUAUUAUGGCAUUGGCUGCUAUAGCACUGUCUAAUGAAAGUGGUAUUUCGCCACAGAAAUCGUCUACAGAGCACUCUAAACUCCUAGAUGUUGAAAGCGAGUCCGCUUUGUUUUUGACCUCAGCAAAACCUAAAACGUUGGUCGAAAUAGAGAAUAUAAUAUUACAACUCGCAUCAUCUGGUAAUAUGCAUCAAUAUAGCGCUGCUAGUACCACUCCUGGAGCCUACAGUGAUAGUUUUAAAAGCGAUGGCGAAGAUUCAGACUCAGCACCCACUUGCAUUUGGCAUUCGACAAGUCGAACCUUUCGCCGCAAAAAAGAGGUAGAGCCUUGUAGCACUGCAGCUGAGAUUAUUUUAGAAUAUGCUUCAUUGUCUUCAACUUCGAACGCUGAUACCUCACGCCUGCUUACAUCUGCAUCAAAAAUUUCAGAUGUUACUGAAAAUUAUAAUGUCACAACACAAUUGCCUAUUAUGUUUAAUUACAAUCGAGAAAGUUCAGCUGUGUCAAUCAUUACCGAUCCUUCCAUUUUCCCCGAGUUUUCUACUGCACCUUCAACUCCAUCUACUAGUAGUAAUAGUGGAUGCUCUACUGGAAUAGCUUCUGGAAUUUUCGGCUUAAGUCAAAAUCGAAGAAAACAAAGACUUGCAAGGCGCAUUGAAACUCUAACUACAAAUUCUUUUAAAUCGAAUGCAAUAAGGGGUAACGGUGACAAAGAAAUCGUUAAUCAGCUAAAAAUAUUGCCAUCAAUUACAGCAUCGCCAACUGAAAAUGUUUCCUCCCUAAUUACUAACACUUUGGGUUCGCCUAAUGCCUCUUUAAGAUCGCAGGAACUUUCCAUAACUAACAUGUUCAAAGAACGAGUAAGCACUUUACAGGCGAAUACCGGAUCUAUGAAGUCUGAAAAUUUUCCAAUGCUAGAUGAUUCCCCAUACGACUUAAGUAUUGGAAGCAAGACAAAACACAUGAACCUGGAAACAAAAAACCCAUCAAAUACGCAAUCAAAUGACUCGAAGGACACAUCAAAUGAUAAAAAAAAACCCCAUAUUAAGAAACCACUGAAUGCGUUCAUGCUCUAUAUGAAGGAAAUGCGUGCUAAGGUUGUUGCCGAAUGUACACUAAAAGAAUCCGCUGCUAUUAAUCAAAUUUUAGGAAGACGGUGGCACGAACUUUCCCGCGAAGAACAAAGCAAAUAUUACGAAAAAGCUCGACAAGAGCGUCAAUUGCAUAUGGAAUUGUAUCCGGGGUGGAGCGCACGAGAUAACUAUGGUUACGUGUCAAAAAAGAAAAAGCGAAAAAAAGACAGAUCGACAACGGAUUCGGGAGGUAAUAAUAUGAAAAAAUGCCGCGCUCGUUUCGGAUUGGAUCAACAGAAUCAGUGGUGCAAGCCGUGCAGGCGCAAAAAAAAAUGUAUUCGUUAUAUGGAAUCCCUGAACGACAAUGGUCCCGCCGAGGACGGGAGUGUUUUUGAUGAACACGGUAGUGAUGACGACGAAGAUGACUUCGAUGAUGAAAAACUGGAAGGAAGUUGUGGAAGCGCCGACGAAACCAAUAAAAUAGAAGAUGACGACUCAGAAUCCCUAAAUCAAUCUAUGCCCAGCCCUGGGUGUCUUAGUGGAUUGUCCAGUUUACAGAGCCCAUCGACAACAAUGAGCUUGGCAAGCCCACUUAACAUGAAUGCCAAUUCGACAAGCAAUGUUGUAUUUCCUGCUACUUCUAAUGCGCUUUUAAUCGUCAGCUCAGACCAGCCAACUGCACAGCAACGGUCCACAUUGGUGUCAAAUUCGGGAUCGAGUAGUGGCUCAACCAGUAGCAUAAGUACAACCCCAAAUACGUCAAGUACAGUUUCGCCAGUUACGUGUACGACCGGCCCGUGUCUAGGUUCCUCUCAGGAACGAGCCAUGAUGCUUGGAAAUCGUUUUAGUCACUUGGGAAUGGGGUUAAGUCCUCUAGUAGUUAGCACUAGCACCAGUAAAUCUGAACCAUUUUUUAAGCCUCAUCCCACAAUUUGCAAUAAUCCUAUCUUUUCAUUGCCAUCAAUUGGUAACUGUAGUUUAAAUAAUUCUAUAAUGCCAAACACAUCCCGAAACCCUAUUGGUGCUAACCCACGAGAUAUUAAUAAUCCCCUUAGCAUCAAUCAGUUGACUAAAAGACGUGAAUAUCAAAAUGUUGAAAUGAUUGAAGCUAGUGAGUCAAAGACUAUAGUUGCCCAUGCUGCUACAUCCAUUAUUCAACAUGUAGCAGUGCACGGCUACCACGCAAAUCACUCGCUUUUAAAUAGCAGCUUAAACCAACAUUUUCAUCACCAAUUAAAUAACCGUACGGAAAAACCCAAUAGAAGUGAGCAGAAAAUGCUGUCCGUAAGUAGUCAUUCUGUAAAUAGCAGUGAAUGCCAUAAAGAAUCUGAUUCGCAGGCAAUUGCAUCUAGCAAGACUCCUAAUGCUGGCUCUUCCGAUAACGGCGUUAUUAGCGUUUCAUAACGGAUUGCAGUGGAUUUGUAGAAUUGAUUCAUAAAAUUUUAUUGUUUAUGUGUGAGAAAAUAAUUAAUAUUAAAACAUACGUGCAAUAAUUAUUAUUCUCGAGAGCCAAAAGCCAUCUUAUGAAACAGGAGGCCAUCAAAACUAGUGCCACGAAUUACAUCGCAAUAUUUGGUUUUUGUUUUUUUAAUAAAAAACAUCACAACAAAGUACACUGAGUCAUAUAAUUUGUGCACAAAAAUAUUUAGAAACGACUCCAAAAGAAGCCACCCUUAGAUAUUUCUAUAAAGAAACAUGAGUCAAAUCUCAAGUUAGGCCGUGCCAAAUAGAAUAAACAGACAAUACGCAUUAGGUUACAUAAACACUUGUAUUGCAUUUGACACCACAUCAAAUAGUACUUUCAUCUAGGGGUAUAGACUUCAAAGCUCUAUGGCUAUAUCAAUAAAACAAUUUUGUAUACUUCUUUUUAUUUUGCUUUAAAUUUUGUUAUAAUUAACUUUUUCUUUUACUUUUCAUGUUGUGAAUAUAAAUAGUUCCUGCAUUAAAAC
This is a messenger RNA of Drosophila santomea, 4947 nucleotides long. RefSeq names its product protein pangolin, isoforms A/H/I/S (gene pan). The record is from RefSeq and is a predicted model, not a curated record. The transcript has 5 exons. Gene Ontology annotation, cellular component: beta-catenin-TCF complex. NCBI's taxonomy places the organism in Eukaryota, Metazoa, Arthropoda, Insecta, Diptera, Drosophilidae. Gene Ontology annotation, molecular function: RNA polymerase II cis-regulatory region sequence-specific DNA binding; DNA-binding transcription factor activity, RNA polymerase II-specific. Gene Ontology annotation, biological process: regulation of transcription by RNA polymerase II; canonical Wnt signaling pathway. The coding region runs from base 824 to 4402 and encodes 1192 amino acids.